AUGGCCGGUGAUAACGGGCUCCGUCGCCCCUCGCGGGUGUCGGUCGAGCAGGGCGUGGCCACCACGAACGCUGAUCGAACCCUCGAGGAUAUGGGAUACAAGCCUGAGUUAUCCCGCAAUCGAUCCGUCUGGCAGGUCACCUUCAUGUGCUUCAUUCUCUCCUCCGUGCCCUACGGUCUCUCUACUACCUUAUACUACCCACUCGUCGCCGGAGGCCCCGCCAAUGUCAUCUGGGGCUGGGUGAUUAUCUCGUUCCUCAUUCUCUGCGUCGCCAUCUCCCUUGCUGAAAUCACCUCGGUGUAUCCGACCGCCGGCGGAGUAUACUACCAAACCUUUGUGCUCUCUCCGUUGUGGUGUCGUCGCGUUGCAUCGUGGAUUUGCGGGUGGGCGUAUGUGGCAGGAAACAUCACCAUCACCCUGGCGGUGAACUUCGGAACCGCCCUGCUAUUUGUCGCCUGUCUGAACGUGUUUGAGACCUCGACCGGUGCAGGGAUCACCGAUGAUUUCACGACCUAUCAGACGUUCCUUAUCUUCUUGGCCAUUACCCUGCUGACCCACGCGAUCUCGGCAUUUGGCAACAAAUGGCUGCCCUGGUUGGAGACAUUUGCGAUCUUCUGGACGAUGGCCGGAUUGCUCGCUAUCAUUGUCUGCUUGCUCGCGAUCGCCAAACAAGGACGCCACAACGCCGCCUGGGUCUUCGGACACUUCGAACCCCAGGCUGGGUGGCCGGCAGGAUGGUCAUUUUUCAUCGGUCUGCUGCAGGCGGCGUACGCCACCUCGGCGACUGGCAUGAUUAUCUCUCUCUGUGAGGAGGUCCGAGAGCCGGCCGUUAUGGUCCCCAAGGCCAUGGUCGGAACCAUUGUCAUCAACUUCAUCGCCGGUCUGCUCUUUUUGAUCCCCGUCUGUUUCGUGCUGCCCGAUUUGACCUACUUGGUCAAUUUGGCCUCGGGUCAACCCACCCCGGCCAUCUUCAAGGCUGCCAUCGGAAACAACACGGGCGCAUUCUGCCUCUUGAUCCCCCUGCUGGUCCUAGGUAUCAUCUGUGGCGUGGGCUGUGUGACGGCUACAUCGCGCUGCACCUGGGCCUUUGCGCGUGAUGGAGGUAUCCCCGGGUCUGGCUGGUGGAGCCAGGUUCACUCGAAACUGGACAUUCCCUUCAAUGCUCUGGUUCUGGGAAUGGUGGUAGAAAUCAUUCUCGGUGUGAUUUACUUCGGUUCCACCGCGGCGUACAAUGCAUUCUCUGGUGUUGGUGUCAUCUUCCUGACUACCAGUUAUGCUUGUCCGAUUGCCGUUUCGCUCAUCUUCCGCGGUCGCGAAGAUAUCAAGAAUGGCAGCUUCAACUUCGGUGUCUUCGGCUUGAUUGCUAACGUCCUUGCCUUGGCUUGGAGUCUUCUUGCGAUCCCUCUGUUCUGCAUGCCCACUCUCAAGGUCGUUACCAAGGAAAGCAUGAAUUAUGCUUCGGUCGUGUUCGCUGGAUUCAUCGCCAUUGCUGCGAUCUGGUACGGUGUGUGGGGAUACCACAACUACCGUGGACCUCCAACUGAAGCCGUCGAGCAUGAGGGGUCGUCGUCCCCUGUACCCACGACCUACGAUGAAGUUGUGCCCAAGGUUACCCCUAAGAAGCUUUGA
Messenger RNA from Penicillium olsonii, 1629 nucleotides. The record is from the annotation of a GenBank genome assembly. Lineage: Eukaryota; Fungi; Ascomycota; Eurotiomycetes; Eurotiales; Aspergillaceae.